AUAGGCGGUACAGCGCGGAGGCAGCGCGACGACUCGACGAUGAUGGGAAAACUCUCUCAGCUCUCGGUCUAAGAUGGCGUAGCGUUUCGCGAUAUCAGACUAACCAUCAACCACUGACCCAGGUCCAGACGCGCGCGACCAUCAGUGAGCAUCAGCGAGUAUCAGCGAGCAUCAGCCAGCGAGCAUCAGCGACCAUCAGCGACCAUCGAGAUCGAGGAGGACGAGAAGAGGGCGAGAAGGUUGCGCCAGGUUACGCGCUUCGUGUGCCGUGCCAAUUAGCGCUAGUCAAGGCCAGAGCGUCAUGGUCAGAGCCAGAGCAGAGCGUUAAGCGUCGAGAAGUAACCGAGUAUAGCCGAGUAUAGCCCGGCUUUAUCGGGCCCAAGCGCGCCACGCACAGCCACGCAGCGCUACGACUGGUUCCCUCUUGUUGGCUGUGUGCAGCAGUGUUACGUACCGCGCGCCACGAAUGUUGCACACUGUAUUUAUAGCGCUCACGCGUACCCCACAAAAAUAGCCACCCCCCCCCCGUCUUCCCCAGCCACUGGUACUCGAGUGUACGCGCAUGUAACGCGCCACGAAAAUGAGUCUACCCUGUGACUGGCAGACUGGCAAGCAAAAACUGUCGGAGCGUGGCCAACAUCUGCUGGAAACUGGACAAUGGUCCGACUGCAAUUUUAUCGUAGGUCAGGAACCCCAGCAGCAGACCCUCAAGGGUCACAAGUUGUUCCUGGCCAUGUCCAGUCCAGUCUUCGAAGCCAUGUUCUUUGGCGGCAUGGCUGAGAAGAACGAUCCAAUACCGAUAAGAGACGUUCAACCCGAUGCGUUCAAGGCUUUGCUGGAAUACAUAUAUACGGACAAAGUUGAGCUAGGUUCUUUUGAAUUGGCCUGUGAGUUAUGUUAUUGCGCCAAGAAGUACAUGUUACCAUCCUUAGUAGAGGAGUGCACCAAGUAUCUGUGGUGUGACCUCUCGCCAAAGAAAGCAUGUAGGGCGUAUGAGUUUGCCAAACUUUUCGAAGAACCCGUACUCAUGGACAAAUGCCUGCAGAUCAUACGCACCAAGACGGACGAAGUAUUGAAGGAGUCUAGCUGGGAAGAUGUAGAGCUGGGGACGCUUCUCAAGGUCUUAGAGCAAGACGACUUGCAAAUCAGCUCGGAGAUCGAGUUAUUUACUGCGGUGGAGCGAUGGGCAAAGUCGGAGUGCUCUAGAAAAUCUCUCGAUCCGACAAAUGGAAAAUCUCUCAAAUCCGUCAUUGGAAAUGCCCUUUUAAAGAUAAGGUUUCUGAGCUUGACACCGCAAGAAUUUGCCGAAGGUCCCGGCAUGUCUCCGCUACUCACGAAAGACGAGGCUUUUGCUAUAUUAAUGAAUAUCCUGUGUACUGGCAACAAGACUCCUAUGCCCGAAGGUUUCUGCAGCACAUCCAAUAGCAGAGCGAAAUCAGCCAAGACUCACUCCGCGAGUCUUGGGCACUCCACGAGUAUGGGACUUCCCAUGAUGACUUCGAGGCACAUUUUUGCUCCUUACGGUAAUUUGAAUAUCCCUAUACGUUCUGGCUUUCUAAACGAUGGAGAGUCCAGUAGCGGUACUCUACGGAACACGUCACCGAUACUGGUGGAUGCGAGCGUGAACAAGGACUCUGGUAACUUGCCCACGACCUCUUCCACAGGAGUAGUCGUACGCGAGGGACCAAAGUAUUAUUGUCUCAGAUCGGUAGUUCAGCAAACUGAUUGCUUAAAUACAAACGUGUUGGAUUGUUCCGUCACGUUCAGCGUGGAUAAGAAUAUUUGUGUGGUUGGUGUACAGGUUCCUACGCAAAUCGCGGCGGCAAGUAAUUUCACUCACGCUAUAGAUGCUGAUACAUCUUAUACCGAAAUUUUGUACGCUCAUCUUCUCGAUUGUGAUGGUACGCGGUUGACGUAUACACAUUUCACUACUAAAGCGAAUUUUGGUACUCUUGUGGAAAUUACUUUCAAUCGACCAGUUUACAUUCAGAAGCAUAAGAUUUACCGAGUUGGCGUGGUAUUUAACAAGGCUGGUUGGUAUCCAGUAGGAGUUUGCGCCCAAAACAUGUCCUGUGAUUCCGUGUUCUUCUCCUUUGGCGUGGGUAAUACUGCACACGCGGUUCGCGACGGUCUUAUACGAUCUAUAGUUUUCACAUAUCAUUAACGCAACGAAUCAGGUGAUAGUUAUAAAAUUACGUUUAUAUAUUUUUUUAUUUAUUGAUAAGACAGAAUUCUACUCUUAUGUUAUACUAUCUUGUUUUUCUAGCUUAUCAGUUUAUUGCAAAUUUUGAAAUUUGGUAAAAAUUGUAUCAUUUGUAUACUCGUAUCGAUUUUAGUUACAAAGAUUAGAAAUUGCUUUCUUCAAUUUAUACUGUCAGAUAAUAUCGGUAUUGAUAUUAUUGUACAAUAUAUGUGCUUUUACAAAAAGAAUCUAAUCUAAAUUUUACUAUUAAUACUUUUAUUUUUAUUGUCAUACAAAUGCUUUACAUACAAAUUCUUUCAUAUUUUGAUUUUUUUAAAUCAAUUAUUAAAAAAUACAUUAUUUGUAAAAAAUAAAAAAUUUUAUAACUUAA
Solenopsis invicta (red fire ant) is the source of this 2573-nucleotide messenger RNA. RefSeq names its product BTB/POZ domain-containing protein 1. The coding region runs from base 581 to 2164 and encodes 527 amino acids. Gene Ontology annotation, biological process: neurogenesis. Gene Ontology annotation, cellular component: cytosol; P-body. NCBI's taxonomy places the organism in Eukaryota, Metazoa, Arthropoda, Insecta, Hymenoptera, Formicidae. The record is from RefSeq and is a predicted model, not a curated record. The transcript has 5 exons. Gene Ontology annotation, molecular function: protein binding.